AUGGCGAACAGAAAUCAUGAAGCGAAAGUUAAAAUGGCUUUUGCUUGGUGUAUGUACCUAAAGAAACAAAGACAUGCGGUUCGAAUGAUGUACAAAGACAACGUUUUACCACGAAUACCGUUUCAUAAAAUUAACAAACGCCUAUCAGUUGCAUUCUUUGAAACUGUACUAGCGUAUUUGCAUCGGCCACAAGAAAGAAUUUUGUGGAUGCACCCACGUUCGCUUAUUUGGUUUGACAUGGUCGAUCAGACAUACGACGAGUUGUGGUAUGCAAAUUUCCGAGUGACAAGGGAAACGUUUGUGUUUAUUCUACACGAAGUUGAGGAAGAUAUAUGUCGUAAACAUACUUACAUGCAUGACCCUAUUUCUGCAAAACGACGGCUGGCGCUAAUAUUAUAUUAUUUAGCCUCCACGGCUGAGUAUAGGACUGUUGCAAAUCUGUUGGGUGUAUCGAGAUCUCUGACAUGCCAGUGGGUCAAAGAAGUGUGCUGCACAAUCAUAAAGUGCUUUCCAAGGAUGAUCUCCUUCCCUAAGGGAGACGACCUCGUUGAAGUUCUUGAAAGCUACGAACAAAAAUGGGGGUUCCCGAUGUGUGCUGGCGCAAUAGAUGGCACGCACAUACCAAUACUUGCACCAGUUGAAAGCCAGGUAGAAUAUGUGAACCGUAAAGGUUUUCAUAGUAUUAUCAUGCAAGCAGUCACCGAUUGCAAUUAUCUUUUUCGAGAUGUGGUCAUUGGAUGGCCUGGAAGCGUCCAUAAAGCGCGAGUUCUCUCCAACUCUGCAAUUUCAAAAGUGGAAAUGAAAAACACCUUUUUCCUGCUCGUCUCGUAA
This is a messenger RNA of Paramuricea clavata, 831 nucleotides long. The record is from the annotation of a GenBank genome assembly. Lineage: Eukaryota; Metazoa; Cnidaria; Anthozoa; Malacalcyonacea; Plexauridae.